UCUUGUAUCCCACACGAAAUAUGAGCACAUGCCAAUAUGAAGACUACCAUUAACCACAUAUUGCUUGCCCCCAUCAAAAAGAUAAAUGUCAAGAUUCUACAAUUUUAAGGGGGCGUUUGUUUUCAAUUCUUACAUAACCUAAAAAUGAUUAUCUGGGUUAAAUUUUAACCUCCCCAUAUGUUUACCCGCCAGCUUUUUUUCAAAAUUCUGUUUCCACUACCAUAUCAACGGCUAUACUACUCAACCAACCAUGCACACCAACUGUUUGAUAAAAGUCCUCAACGAAACUUUCCUUCCAUUAAAAACUACAUGCUCAGUUACAUACAUGAUAACCUUAGUUACAGAGCUCUUAAUGUCUUCAAGACAGAAUUGCAGCAUAAUCAUCUUUAUGGCAUUGAUGAAGAUAUCGUUGCUAUCGCGGUUAAAGCUUGUCGUGGAGACCCUAAACCUGGUACAAUGCUCCAUAGUUUUGCUGUAUCAUCUGGGUUUAUUCAGUUUCGCUCCGUAUUGAAUUCUUUGAUGAGUAUGUAUUGUAAAUCAGGGCAAUUUGAUCUUGCUCUUCGCAUAUUUAAUAGCUUAAAUGAGCCUGAUACUGUGUCUUAUAACACCAUUUUGUUGGGUUUUCAGAACACGGAUGAUGCUUUGUGUUUUGCAGCUCAUAUGAAUGCAAAUGGUGUUGUUUUUGACCCGGUUACUUACACUACAGCUCUAUCAUUUUGUUUGGAUAAUAAAGGGUUUUUAUUUGGAUUUCAGUUACAAUCAAAUAUACUAAAAUCAGGGUUGAAUUGUGAGGUUUUCAUUGGCAAUGCACUUAUUACAUUAUACUCUAGGUGGGGUCGAAUUAUCGAAGCUGAGAAAGUGUUUAAUCAAAUGCCCACCAAAGAUUCAGUAUCUUGGAAUGCUAUACUUUGUGGGUAUGGCCUAGAUGGAAGAUAUGGAUUUGAAACAAUUAACACAUUUUGUGAAAUGUUGAGACAGAAAGUGAGGCUAGACAAUGUUUCAUUAACUGCUGCAAUUUCUGCCUGCGGAUGUGACAGGCUUUUGCAGAUGGGUAGGCUGCUACAUGGCUUGAGUAUUAAGACUGGAUAUGAAAUAGAUUGUGGAGUUUGUAACCUUUUGAUGUCAACAUACGCAAAGUGCGAGGUAAAUGAAGAUGCUAAGCUAGUAUUUCAAGGCAUGGUUGAAAGAAAUGUGGUUUCUUGGACAACAAUGAUUUCUGUUUUCCAAGAGAACGCACUCUCCCUCUUUCACGAGAUGAGGAUUGAUGAAGUUUACCCGAAUGAUAUAACCUUUAUUGGGCUAUUGCAUGCCAUUACACUUGGCAAUUUGUCCAAUGAAGGUCGGAUGAUUCAUGGGUUUUGUUUAAAGACUGGGUCUCUGUCAGAGUUGAAUGUAUCUAACAGUCUUGUCACCAUGUAUGCGAAGUUUGAGUCAAUGGGGGAUUCAAGGAAGGUUUUUGAGGAGCUUCAUUACAGAGAUAUUGUGUCUUGGAAUACUUUGAUAUCUGGAUAUGAUCAAAACAAGUGCUACCAAGAAGCUAUCGAGGCAUUCUGCUCAGCUGCAUCAGAGACCAUACCGAAUGAGUACACCUUUGGCAGUGUGUUGAGUGCAAUUGGGUCUGCUGAAGCCAUUUCACUCAGGCAUGGACAAAGAUGCCACUCUCACUUGUUGAAACUUGGAUUUAAUUCCAACCCAGUUGUUUCAGGCGCCCUCCUUGAUAUGUAUGCAAAGCGAGGCAGCCUAUACGAGUCCAAGAGGAUUUUUGAAGAAACCUAUCAAAGGACACAAUUUGCUUGGACAGCCAUAAUUUCAGCCCAUGCAAGACAUGGAGACUAUGACUCCGUCAUGCAAAUUUUCAAUGAGAUGGGGAACCAAGGUGUAAGACCUGAUUAUAUCACUUUCCUUUCAAUGUUGACAGCGUGUGGAAGAAAGGGCAUGGUUGAUAUGGGCCGUAGGAUAUGGGACUCGAUGAUCAAAGACAACGUGAUUGAACCAUCAGCAGAGCAUUAUGCUUGUAUGGUGGAUAUGCUGGGUCGUGCAGGAAGAUUAAAAGAGGCAGAGGACUUUAUUGAUCAAAUUCCUCAAGGACCAUCAUUUUCUGCCUUGCAGAGCUUGUUAGGGUCGUGCAGAACUCAUGGUGAUAUGGAAAUGGGCCGGAGGAUGGCAAAUAGGUUGAUUAAAAUGGAGCCUGAUGAAUCAGGUUCUUAUGUACUAAUGUCGAAUUUGUAUGCUGAAAAGGGGGACUGGGAGAAGGUUGCAACAAUGAGGAGGAAAAUGAGAGAUAGUAGAGUCAGAAAAGAAGUUGGAUUCAGCUGGGUUGAUGUAGGUAACACGAAUGGUUCAUUGAUCAUGCACGGAUUCUCUUCGGAUGAUACAUCUCAUCCAAGGUCCGAGGCGAUAUACCAAAUGGCAGGGGAGUUAGGACUAGAAAUAAAAUUUUUGGAGAGGGAGAGAUUAGAGAUCAAAGAAGGGCUUGUUUGAGCUCAACUGAAGCACAAAACAUUAAAUUUUUGAAGGAAGUUUAGACAUAUUAUAUCAAAGACUUUACAAAUGACAUGUUGUAGGACAUUAGCACAUGAGAAUUGAGAUUCACAUCAUAAUUCAUAGGUAAACAUAUCAUUCGGAUUAGUUUUUUUGCUGUCGAAAUGCAAGAUCAUUGAUUUAAUCAUUUGAGAUAGCUAAGAGACAUUUGUAAGGUACAGUUAAAAGAAAGUUUGAUUGAUAAUUAGAUAAAUAAGAGAGAAUAAAUUGUGUUAGGAA
Molecule: messenger RNA, 2760 nt
Organism: Beta vulgaris subsp. vulgaris (sugar beet)
Lineage: Eukaryota; Viridiplantae; Streptophyta; Magnoliopsida; Caryophyllales; Amaranthaceae
Product: pentatricopeptide repeat-containing protein At4g32430, mitochondrial
Exons: 1
Coding region: 178-2481 (767 amino acids)
Biological process (GO): RNA modification
Molecular function (GO): RNA binding; protein binding
Source: RefSeq, a predicted model, not a curated record